CUCCAGAGCGGGACAUCUAGUUGUUCGGACGUACCUUGAGAUCUUUGAAAUUUUGAAAACACCAGUAUACCACCACUAGCGAGUGAUAAAAUCCAAAAAGAGCGAGUGAAGAACUAGUUUGUGGAGAAGUGAUUGACAUUUGAGUGAAAAUUCGUUGACAAACCGACAGGAUACAAAAUGGUGUCCGGUGGUAUGACCUGUGUCAAGUACCUUUUAUUCCUCUUCAAUCUCAUCUUCGCCAUAACUGGAGUAGUAUUUAUUACAGUGGGUGGAGUGAUCCUCAGUUAUUACAGUGGCUAUCGUAAUUUCCUGGACAAUUGGUUCUUUGCAGCACCAGUUCUUAUGAUCGUCGUUGGCGUUAUCGUCUUCCUGAUAUCGUUCUUCGGUUGCUGUGGAGCUGUCAAGGAAAACCACUGCAUGAUAAUCACCUUCUCAGUUCUUCUGCUGCUGAUCUUCGCCCUGGAAUUGGGUGCAGGCAUUUCGGGGUACAUGAUGCGUAAUGAGGUCGGUAAAAUGCUACUUAGACGCAUGAAUAACUCCAUCUACACUUACCACACCGACAAUGACGUGCAUAAUAUGUGGGACACCCUUCAAGUUGAUUUCAAAUGCUGUGGUAUUAAUGGAACAUCCGAUUGGUGGCCGACGCAGUUCAAAGAACCAAAAUUACCACCAUCUUGUUGCUCCGAGAUAUCAAACACUGCUGAAUGCGAUGUUAAUGCAAUUACUUCGCACAAUGAGGGAUGUCUGAAGAAAGUUACCGACACUAUCGAGAAUAAAGCCUAUAUUUUGGGUGGGGUUGGCAUUGGAGUUGCUCUGAUUCAGCUCAUCGGAGUGAUUUUCGCUUGCUUCUUGGCUCGAUCAAUCCGUCGUGAAUACGAGACUGUGGUUCGUUAACUUUGGACAAAUUGAUUAAUGAAACCACCGCACACUGAUCAGCCAUCAAUUAGGAGGCAUUGAAAAACAAUUAAUUUUCUUUAAAACCAAAAGAGAAAAAAAAAGUCCACGAUAAAUAAAAAAAAUCGAAAAACUUGUGGAGACCAUUUGUUUUUUUUUUUUAACAUUAAUUGUCAACUUCAUGUGCUUUUGAACGUAUGCAGCGAGAACUUAAUGCAGAAUGCGUUAAACAUGAUUCAUUAUAAAAUAAAAUAAACAAUUUAUUCAACAAUGAUAAAACGUAACAAGUUGAUUUAUCGAAAUAUCUCGAUAACAAUUUGAUCUUGAGACGAAAUGAGAUGAAUUAAUCAAUGAAAUUGGACGUUUUACAACAAAAAUAAUGGAUAAAUAAAAGUAAAAUGUUGAAAUUGUUCUCGAGGAAGACGUUAUGCUUGCUAAAUAACUGCCAAUUUGUCUAUUUGCCAAAUAAAACAAAUACAGACAAGCACGAGACGUUGAUAAAUAAACAAAGCCUCAAUUUUUUUAAUCAAUCCUCGAGGAUGAGAUAAUAUCGUGUGACGUUUUAGAACCGCUCUGAUUAAUAAAAGCGGCUUAAUGCGAUAUUUACAAUAAAUAAUCUUGAGUGACUCGAGAUAAACGCUUCUGCAUAUUGAUAAGGGGAGAUUAAUGCAAUUGGAAAAUUAUUAUCAUUGUCACUGGAAUUGUAUGCUAUUGAUGUACAACUAUUUCUCUGUGCCUUAAAUGGAAAUUUAUCAUUGAAUAUAAAGAGUUGAAGAGAAAAAAUCAUCGAAUUGAGAGUUUUUGCUAAAGAAAUCUUAAUUCGAUUAUUUUUCUAUUUGAGAACAGAGAUUAAACAAUUUUAGGAAGUUAUUUCGGGUAAUGGACGUUAAAUUUUAGUUGACAGAUGAAAGUAUUAUUCAUGAUUCAGUAGAGAAGGGGCUUUAUGGAUUGUAAAAUUGAAAAUAAUGUCGUUGUAAUUGUUGUGAAUAAGCGGAAAAGUUGGAAAAAAAGUGUGGGGCCAUUUUUUUGCUGGGGAUUUUUCUCAUAUUUUUUAAUCUAAAUAAAUUAUCUUGGUACAAGUGAUAUCGAAAAAUUGAAAACUUAUCGCAAAAAAGCAAUUAUCAACGAGAUAUUUAUUCAUUGAAUUGACCAAUCACUUCUUCACUACUGAAUUAUUAUUAUUCUUCUUUAAUUAUCAACAGCCGUCCAUUUUUAAUUAGCGACGAGAUACGAACAAAUAAUAUUCGAUUUGUUAGCUUUAUCAUUUGGAGUGUGCCUAAUGAUAGUUACUAUAUAAUUUCAAUUCAAUUAAGCAUUUUAAUGAUAAGAAUUUAGAUGUUUAGAUUAUUAAUUAAUCCACAACAUUAAUUGCUUGUUCAAAAAUGAGGAAAACAAAGGGGGGAAUGAGUGAGGAAUUACGAGUAAUUAGUAAUAGCACAUGUCCAAAGUUUCGCUCCUUGUCAUUAACGAACGAAAAAAAAUUUAUUGAAAAAUUCAUUCCAGUGUUUCUCCAACGCUUUCGUUAUUUUCUAAUCAAUUAUAUUAUCCAAACGAUUGAUUGACCUGACACUAGACAAUCGCAUUGGCAUUAUUAUAUGAAGAUAACAACCAAAGGGGUUUUUUUAAAAAAUCAACUACAAGACAAAAAUGCAACACGUGAAAGACUGAAAAAUCGAAAGAAAAUUUAUUGUAAUCAGUAUUAACUAAAGAAUUAACUGAGGGAAAUGAUAAAAAUGAGAUUUUAAUUGGAAAAUCGGUAAUCGAGAAUUUAGAUUUUGUCAAUUGGCAGACUGAUUCAUAUUUAUGCAUUUUCAUUUAUCUGAAUUACGAAGAAUUAUACAAAAUACAAAUUUUAUUACAACAAUGUCAAAUAACUUUGUAUUACCGAGUAAUUUCUUUAUGAUGUUACUUAUUUUGUGGCAUAUAUUGAUAGGAGCCCAACGACUCGUCUCUAGCACAUAUUUGUCUAGCUUUUAUGGUAUAUAAAUAUAAUAAGUGAAAAUAAACGAGAAAAAUAUACGAUAA
This is a messenger RNA of Fopius arisanus, 2919 nucleotides long. RefSeq names its product CD63 antigen. The coding region runs from base 178 to 894 and encodes 238 amino acids. Gene Ontology annotation, cellular component: plasma membrane. The record is from RefSeq and is a predicted model, not a curated record. NCBI's taxonomy places the organism in Eukaryota, Metazoa, Arthropoda, Insecta, Hymenoptera, Braconidae. The transcript is spliced from 7 exons.